AUGGUGUCUAGCAGGCCAUGUGAUAUGGUGUCUAGCAGGCCAUGUGAUAUGGUGUCUAGCAGGCCAUGUGAUAUGGUGUCUAGCAGGCCAUGUGAUAUGGUGUCAAGCAGGCCAUGUGAUAUGGUGUCUAGCAGGCGAUGUGAUAUGGUGUCUAACAGGCGAUGUGAUAUGGUGUCUAACAGGCCAUGUGAUAUGGUGUCUAACAGGCCAUGUGAUAUAGUGUCUAGCAGGCCAUGUCAUAUGGUGUCUAGCAGGCCAUGUGAUAUGAUGUCUAGCAGGCCAUGUGAUAUGGUGUCAAGCAGGCCAUGUGAUAUGGUGUCUAGCAGGCCGUGUGAUAUGGUGUCUAACAGGCCAUGUGAUAUGGUGUCUAGCAGGCCAUGUGAUAUGGUGUCUAGCAGGCCAUGUGAUAUGGUGUCUAGCAGGCCGUGUGAUAUGGUGUCUAGCAGGCCGUGUGAUAUGGUGUCUAGCAGGCCAUGUGAUAUGAUGUCUAGCAGGCAAUGUGAUAUGGUGUCUAGCAGGCCGUGUGAUAUGGUGUCUAGCAGGCCGUGUGAUAUGGUGUCUAGCAGGCCAUGUGAUAUGAUGUCUAGCAGGCAAUGUGAUAUGAUAUCUAGCAGGCCAUGUGAUAUGGUGUCUAGCAGGCCAUGUGAUAUGGUGUCUAGCAGGCCAUGUGAUAUAGUGUCUAGCAGGCCAUGUGAUAUGGUGUCUAACAGGCCAUGUGAUAUGGUGUCUAGCAGGCCAUGUGAUAUGGUGUCAAGCAGGCCAUGUGAUAUGGUGUCUAGCAGGCCAUGUGAUAUGAUGUCUAGCAGGCCAUGUGAUAUGGUGUCUAGCAAGCCAUGUGAUAAGGUGUCUAGCAGGCCAUGUGAUAUGGUGUCUAGCAGGCCAUGUGAUAUGGUGUCUAGCAGGCAAUGUGAUAUGAUGUCUAGCAGGCCAUGUGAUAUAGUGUCUAACAGGCCAUGUGAUAUGGUGUCUAACAGGCCAUGUGAUAUGGUGUCUAGCAGGCCAUGUGAUAUGGUGUCUAGCAGGCCAUGUGAUAUGAUGUCAAGCAGGCCAUGUGAUAUGGUGUCUAACAGGCCAUGUGAUAUGGUGUCUAGCAGGCCAUGUGAUAUGGUGUCUAGCAGGCCAUGUGAUAUAGUGUCUAGCAGGCAAUGUGAUAUGAUGUCUAGCAGGCCAUGUGAUAUAGUGUCUAACAGGCAAUGUGAUAUGAUGUCUAGCAGGCCAUGUGAUAUAGUGUCUAACAGGCCGUGUGAUAUGGUGUCUAAUAGGCCAUGUGAUAUGUUGUCUAGCAGGCCAUGUGAUAUGGUGUCUAAUAGACCAUGUGAUAUGGUGUCUAGCAGGCCAUGUGAUAUGGUGUCUAGCAGGCCAUGUGAUAUGGUGUCUAGCAGGCCGUGUGAUAUGGUGUUUAGCAGGCCAUGUGAUAUAGUGUCUAGCAGGCCAUGUGAUAUGGUGUCUAGCAGGCCAUGUGAUAUGGUGUCUAGUAGGCCAUGUGAUAUGGUGUCUAGCAGGCCAUGUGAUAUGGUGUCUAGCAGGCCGUGUGAUAUGGCGUUUAGCAGGCCAUGUGAUAUAGUGUCUAGCAGGCCAUGUGAUAUGGCCAUGUGA
Nematostella vectensis (starlet sea anemone) is the source of this 1596-nucleotide messenger RNA. Its product is annotated as extracellular matrix protein A-like. The coding region runs from base 1 to 1596 and encodes 531 amino acids. The transcript has 2 exons. Lineage: Eukaryota; Metazoa; Cnidaria; Anthozoa; Actiniaria; Edwardsiidae. The record is from RefSeq and is a predicted model, not a curated record.